Molecule: messenger RNA, 7120 nt
Organism: Tachysurus fulvidraco (yellow catfish)
Lineage: Eukaryota; Metazoa; Chordata; Actinopteri; Siluriformes; Bagridae
Product: rho guanine nucleotide exchange factor 19
Exons: 15
Coding region: 4270-6663 (797 amino acids)
Biological process (GO): activation of GTPase activity
Molecular function (GO): guanyl-nucleotide exchange factor activity; protein binding
Source: RefSeq, a predicted model, not a curated record
GUGUGUGUGUGUGCGGUUUUUUUUUCACUUAUAGAACUGAGCAGUUGAGGCUUAAGAGCCUUCUAUACCCUGCAGUGGCAGCUUGGCUAAAGAGAUGUUGAUCAAUUCCCCACCCCGAUAAUGUUAUUUUCCAUAAACUAUUAUUAUUAUUAUUAUUUUAACACAUUAGCAAUUCCAUAUAUUAAAGAGCACGUCACUAUUUGUUUACAGUAGUUUAAUGUUGCAGAAUGUACAGAAAGAAGUUUGGUCCUGUUAUGAUUUACAUGACUACAGCUAGAAACAGCUGUUCCACUACUAACCUCUCUUUAGCCUCUUUUUACUUUAGGAUAAUAUUAAUAAUAUGAGUAAUAUAAUAAUAUCACUAUAUUUCAGACUGUUAGCACACACACACACACACACACACACACACACACACACACACACACACACACACACACAGAAUUGUUCAUGGAAGUACCUCAACAACCUUUACUAUACACGAGAAACCUAAUUUUGCCCAAAAAACAAGCAAGAAAAGCAAUGAAACAGACUCUACUAUUAGGUUAUUCUAUUGUCAAGCUAGUGGCUAGCUUGACAAUAGAAUAACCUAAUAGUCAAGUUAUUAUUAUACUGCUAGCCCUUAUAGUAACGUUAAUAAAUUGGACAGGUUUAAAAUCAAAUUAUGUACAACAUUUAAAAAAAAUUGUAUACAUUAAAAAUAAGUAGUAAUAUGCUUUAGUCGUAGAGGUGUGUAGGUGCACCGAGUCUCUCCUAUAUUUCUGCCGGUCGGUCAAUGUCCCUUGCACGUGUGUAUGUGUGUGACCUUUCUCUGAAGAACAAAUGUGCGUCACUGAUUGGUACAUUCACUACACACACUGAUAAACUGAAACCUCUUGAUAAAGUGGUGAGCUAUUAGUAACAGGACAGUGUUUAUUAUUCUGAACCAGAGCCAGCCUACUAAUACUAGAAACUACGAUUCAGUAGUUUGUUGUAAAAACAAUUUACAGUUGUUUGUUUUCUUUAAAAAAAAAAACAUGUUUUAAUUUUUAGAUUUGUGGCAUAUUUUAAAGGACAAAAUGCAUCUGGCAAUAGUGAAUUGGGGUGAUCUAAAUAUCUAUAUCUAUCUGUAUGUUCAGUAACUAUUUAUAUCAGUCACUAUAUCUUCUACCAAUAUGUUGCACUACAAUGAUAUUGUAAAAAACAUUUUUAUGUAUAAUAACCUAUUUAUUUUUAGGCCCUGAAAACUUGGUACUGACCACCUUUAUUUAGAUGCAGAUUCAUUAGUAAAUCAUUGACAGGCAAAAAAAAAUGAAAGGCAAGGUGACCCAGACCCAGAUUUAAGCAUAGCAGUUUCACUGUCAUCAGAUCACUGGUUUAUGUCUAAUUUUGAUUUGGGCUACUACAGCUAAAUUAAAAAAAACAAAAAACAAAAAAAAAACAAUACAAUUAAACAAAAGUCCAAUCCUUCAAGGUGUAUUUUAUAAUGAUUAAACAUGUUUGGCGCUUUAAUUUUUAUUUCAUACAUGCAGGUUUGUAGAUAGAUGUCAAUUUGAUUGUAAUUACUAUGAAAACGGGCAGAUGGAAUGCCAGGUAGCACUGGAUCUGAGUGAACUGAAGAGUAGACAUGGGAGUUACGGGUGUAAUCAGCCUCUAGAUCUCUUGAAAGACCUGGAAAUGGGAUAGCACAAAAUAGAUUAGAAAACUGAUCAAUCACUGCCAGUAUGAUGGCAUUACCUUUAGAUUCUCAGAGAUAAGAUAUGCUAAGAUAUGUGACCAAGCCCUUUAACACACCAAUAGAUGUUCCAGUUUUCUUGCUGAUAACUGUCUAAGAGUUUUGACAUAAGCGCAGACAGAUCAAGUCAAACCGAAUUUCUAAACAUUAGUAUGCAUGUUGGUCCAGGAUCACCCGAGUCUGUCUCAGAGAUCUCUUGUCUCUCUUGCCACAAAUACAUAAGCACCAAUUUUUUGCAUAGGCUCAUGACAUAAAAUACCAAUUAAAUACAUUUUAUGAUCAGGGUGUAACAUUUAAAAAAGUAGAACAAGGAAGGUAAUACUUAUACAAAUAAUGUAGAAAUAAAAGUAUUACCACAUGUUGGACAAACAUAUUGUUCAAAGUUAUUCAUCUACAGAGUACAGAAUUUGUAUCAGUACAGUUUCUGUAUUUGGUUUCACUCUAUUUUGUGUCAGUAACAAGAAGUUAAUACCCACUAGAUGGGGCCAAGUCCUAAUUUUGAAAAAUCUAACCUAAUAUUAUUAAAUCUUUUGCUGAUUCACCAAAAACACUGUAUACUGUUAACAGCCAGAGAUAAUUAUUUUGCAGUCUGGAUCCUGGAAACUACAGCAGCUGAGAUUGUCCUUAAUGUCAUACCAGUGAAAUAAAUAAAUAUGCCUUAUAGUGUAUUUGUAUUUAACUUGAACAUUGCUGAUGCAUGACAUUCAGUAUGCUUAUACUUAAUGCUUAUUUUUCUUCCAUCCCGUACAAACUGUUAUGACAAUGUUUAAUUUUGUACAUCUCUUCAUAUAUAGAGAGAAUGUGAAGUAUAUUGCUCCAUUGUAAUGUGAUGCACAAUUUUGUAUACACUGUAGACACAAAACAAUCAGAAUAUGGAACAAAAUAUUAUCUAAAAGCAACCAAAUACCUUUAUGAGUAAAUCAUACACUUAGUACAAGGUGUUUCUUAGGUUUUCUUAUUUAUAGUUUCUGGAGGUCAUACACCAUAUUUAACAUGAGCAUUACAUUGAUAUACAAUGUCAGAGUCAGAGUUUCUGUUUAAGACUUUAAUUUCCUGAUCUUAAUCAAAUUCUGUCUUAAAACGAUAACACAGAGUUAGAUAUAAUUCAUUUGAAAGUAUAAUAUAAAAGGUAAUAUUCUUAGUAUCUGACUUAAAUUGAAAUUGAAAACAAACACAACUUUACUUUACUUUUCCUUUCCUUUCCUUUCCUUUCCUUUCCUUUUCUUUCAUUUCCUUUCCAUACCUUUAUUAGUUGCAUAGUUGUAAUAACGUGCAAAUGUUCCAUAUGACGUAUAUUUCAGGAAUUCUAAAAGCAUCAGUCAUUUGUUCAGUAGCUUCACAGUAAUACAAACUCUUUAAAUUGCUACACUGGUCGGUUAACAUUUCAUAAUAAACAAAUACUAUUCCAUGUUAUAAUAUUAUAGCAUACAGUAUAUACAUCUUAACAAAUGGAAAGGUUACAACUGAUUCAACAUUAGAUUACCUCUAAAAGAGGUAUGUGUUCAUUCAUUCUUCAUUGAGGUGUGUCUUCAUUCAUUGUUUUCUUCACUGAUUUGUCUUGAUAAAUUUUUGAGAGCGUCACUAAAGUAGCUUGUUACUGAUAUUGAUAUUGUUACAAAUUGCCCAAAUUCUCCCUUAAAUUACCUGCAAGGUAACAAAAGAUUAUAUUAUAAUAUCUGUAUGUACACAAAGCUCUUUGUGGGCAUGUUAUUAUGAAGUACACGAGAAAAGGUCUGGUUUAAUUAAUAGACAUGGUGAAAUAAAGUCUGUGCACAAUUUAGUUAUCAUGUCUACCUAAAAAAUUCAAGGUCGCUAAAGCGAGAUAACAUAUGAAAAGUCUUUUUCUAUGAUACCGUGUUAGGUUUAUUUGUGCUUUCCUCUACAUUACACAUGAUUUUAUGACAGUGAUUUGGUGUCUUGUGACCAAGUUAAAGUAUAUCGCAUACACUAUUUAGUACAUUGUACACACAAUAUACAUGAAUAAGCUUGGACUCUAUAUGGUUGAAUAUAUUCAUGUACAGGUGUACAUCUGUGUUUUUGGUGUUAAAGGGUUUUUGGAUUUUCCAAAUGAUUAUUGUUUAUUGAAAAGUUAUUGAAAAGUUUUGAAACUGGCAGAAAUUGGAAAGAUUUUCUUUCAGGUUUUGUGAUCAUUUAAAUUUUGAAAGUCUUAUGAGAAUGUUUUUUGUUACAUGACAAGUAACAUAAUUGUUUUGUGGAACAUUUAUUUUAUAAAAUGUUUAUUUGGUACUUUUUUUGACCAUUCCAAUCAAAGCUACCAAAGAUUUUGCAGUUCAUUGUAACUAUUGUAACUGGAAGGUGCUUUCUUUCUCCUUCUAAGAAUAAUCUGUUUUCCUGUCAGAGGGCGUUAUCAACAUCUCGACUCUUCUUGCACUGUGGGCGUGUGUGUGUAUUUGUGCAUGUGUGAAGAAGAGCUGAACUCUAUAGACUGGUGAUUCGAACAUAUGACAAGUGAAGCAGAAGUGGAUUAACUGCUGAUUUAUAAUCAGGAAGAAAGGGAGAGGUGAACUGUGAGCUGUAAGGAUCACAAGAAGAGCUGCAUGGGUACAAAUGAUAGGCUCAAAACCAAACCCCCCUUACCCCCAAAACCCCAAAUAAUAUGUGGAACAACACAGAAGGUCCUGGUUUCCCCUCCAAGAACAACCACCACAACUGAUGCACGAUACAGGCCAACCCCUAAGCCUCGCCUACGCAAACCCAGUCAAACCCUGAACCAAGCUGACAAUGCCGACCAAGCCUCUUUGUUUAACACGGAUACUGCUGCCUCUAAUGGAUCCAGUGAAAGCCACUUGGUUCCUCCAGCCUGCCCGCUUUCAUGUCCUUGUGUGUGUCAUAACGCCAGCCAGAAUAGACCAAAGAAAACCCAAGAGUAUGCGGACAAUUAUAUGACAACCUCAGAGAAUAAAGUUAAUAAAGAUCCCAAAAGAGUCCCUCCAGAUAUACCUGUUCCUGCAAGACCUCAUGCCAAAGAGCCAUUGAAGAGGAUCAUAAGUAACGUAGGAAAAGCUACUGAUGACUAUAAUAAGAGCAUUUUUUUGGAAGCUGACUUACCAAAGAAUGACGAUGACACAGCACCUAAACGAAAUGAAACUGAUAGUGAUGCACUGAAGACCCAUUCACAAAAACCUGUUCCUACUGCCAGGAAGAGGAUUAAAGAAAUCAACGCCACUCAUGAGGAGUAUAAAUAUCAGCAUAAUGAGCAUGCUGAGAGUUUGAGGAUUGAGCUUUGCCAGACACUUUCACUUAAAACGAAAGAGAAACCGAAAAUACUGAAGAAUAUUGGCAAUGUUAUGCUAUCUGAGGAGGGGACUGGGUCUCAAGCCAAAGUGUUUCAGAAGAAAAACAGUGUAGAUGAUUUAUGCAUUUCUACAAAACAAAAGAAAUUAUCCAUUUUCAACAAACCAUCUACAGAUUCUAGCUGUUCACGCAGUCAGUCCUUCCAGGACUGCAACAAAAUGUCAUCAAAAUGGCCUGAACAAUCAAGUGCUGCUACGCUGGCAUCCUCAGGCUUGAAAGUCAAGAAUGCUGCUUAUUCGUGGAAAAUGCUGGACAAUAAACUCUGGCAGGAACACUGUGUUGUGAAAGAGAGUGGAAUUCUAAAUAAAAUCACCAAGGAGGAGCUUAAUCUUCAGGAGAGUAUUUAUGAAGUGGCAACAUCUGAGCAGUCAUAUCUUGAACGGCUUUCUGUUGUUGUGAAACAUUUCAUGGAAUCUCCAGAAAUAAGUUCAGCUAUAGCUCCCCAAGACCAAAAAUCACUCUUUUCCAGCAUACACAAAAUAAGAGAAAUCAGUCAGAAAUUCCUUGACUCAAUGGUUCAGAAAUUGGGCUCCGGUUUGCUUUGUGAAGGUCUCUGUGAUGUUGUCCUUGAUUACGCCACUGGACCAUUCACUGCUUAUGUGGACUACAUCCGCAACAUGCCAUGCCAGAAGAACACACUCAUGAACCUGAGAAAAAAGUGUCCUCGCUUUGUGGAGAUCGUAAACAAGCUUCAGGAGGAUCCCUGUUGCAAUCGGCUGACUCUCGACUCUUUCCUCUCGCUGCCUUUUCAGAGGAUCUCCCACAUCAAGGUCUUAAUGGAGACAAUCCUAAAGAGGACAGACUCAAACUCAAAUGUUCAGGCCUCUGCAGAAGCAGCCUUAACAAGGAUUUCUGAGGUGCUGUAUUUAUGCAAUAGGGAAGUGGGUAAGGUGAAGCAGAUUGAGGACCUUGUCAGCAUUGUCAACAAAAUAGAUUUUGAGGGCAAGGCCUUGCCGCUGGUGUCAGCUUCUCGCUGGUUAAUCAGAGAUGGAGAAAUGACUCAGAUUCCUCUGAUUGGGAAUAUCGUUGUCCAGAAGAAAAAUUGCCCUGUACAUUUGAUCCUAUUCAAUGAUUUGCUUCUUGUGGCCUCAAAGAAAGGGUCAGACAGGUAUGUGGUUCAUGAUCAUGUCCACCGUUCCCUCAUUGAGGUCACUGAGGGUGCUAAAGUUGAGCAUGAUCUGGAAGGGUAUGAUGUAAGCAGAGUAUUUCUACUGGCUAUUUUGCAGAACCAUAAAGGAGGCUCAUACCAACUUUUACUACAGGCUUCCACACUAGAAGAGAGAGACAGCUGGCUGGAGGUGCUGAGUACUGAGGAAGGAGUGUAUAAAGAGUGGGAUUGUCCUCAGGUGCGAUGUAUUGAGGCAUAUAAUGGACAACAACCUGGAGAGCUCAGUCUACAGCUGGAUGACAUAGUCAGCAUCAUCCAGAAAACAACUAACGGUUUAAUGGAAGGACGGUCUCCAGAUGGGGAGGCUGGCUGGUUCCCUGCCAAGUGUGUGAUGGAGAUCUCUAAUGAACACGUGCAGAGACGGAACCUGCGUCUUCGACACCAUGUCCUCCAGAAAGCUGCUACCAUAGUAAAACACCACAGAAUAUGUCAGGAACAGCCCACCACUACAUGCUUCAACAAACAUUAAAUAGAAUAUUUAUUAUCUGCAUAUUUAUUCUCAUAGAUCCAAGGCCAAGGUAGUAGGGUCUUUAGGAACAAAAAUUAGCAUUUGAAACUAAUGCUAUGCAUGUUUUAUAUGAAUUGGUAUUUAUGUGGUUGGACUACUUUCAACUAUUCAGGGAAAUAAUCUGAAAAAAAUAAUGAAAUCUACAUUAUGAUUAAUAGUCUUUAUUUUAUAAUUAUAAUGAUACAUAUAUUAGUGUAUAUUGUUGUCAUGGUGAUGGAAAGCCUAGCUCCUAAUUGUGCUACCUUACAAUAAAUGUAUUUUUUUUUAGCUUUUAGGCUUUUGUAAAGUAAUUAUGAGGAAAAAGGGCUUUGAGGAAAAACUCAUUUUUUAAUGUAUACUUGAAGGGAUUGAUUGUAUAAGAGAUGCUUCUUAUAGGUCAUGCUAUUUAUUAUUGUGCACUGAAACCUCAGACUACUCU